Messenger RNA from Trichosporon asahii var. asahii CBS 2479, 1074 nucleotides. Its product is annotated as enoyl reductase. The coding region runs from base 1 to 1074 and encodes 357 amino acids. The record is from RefSeq and is a predicted model, not a curated record. The transcript has 2 exons. Lineage: Eukaryota; Fungi; Basidiomycota; Tremellomycetes; Trichosporonales; Trichosporonaceae. Gene Ontology annotation, molecular function: oxidoreductase activity, acting on NAD(P)H.
AUGGCCGACGCUCCCCCCGAGAAGAUCCAGGCGCUCGUUGCUGACGGCAAGGGCGGCGCCUCCGUCCAGACCGUUCCCCUUCCCAAGCUGAAGGAGGGCGAGAUUCUCGUCAAGGUCGACUACGUUGCUCUCAACCCGACCGACUGGAAGCACAUCGUCUACGCCUCGCCCGAGGGCGCCAUUUCCGGAUGCGACUUUGCUGGAACUGUUGUCGCUGCCUCGCCCUCGUCGCGCGACCACGUCAAGGUCGGCCAGCGUGUCGCCGGCGACGUCUACGGCGGCAAGUUCCCGGACAAGGGCUCGUUCGCCCAGUACCUCGUGACUGAGCCGUCGAUGUGCUGGCGUGUGCCCGAGAACGUCAAGUCGGACCAGGCCGCGUCCUACGGUGUGCCGCUCUUCACUGCGUUCCAGGCCCUGCAGCACAGCCAGAAGCAGCCCUGGCCUCCCGUGCGCCAGCACCCCGACACGCCCGAGUGGAUUGUGAUCUAUGGCGGCUCGUCGGGCGUUGGCAUGCAGGCCGUGCAGCUCGCCAAGGCUUUGGGCUACAAUGUUGCAGCGACUGCGUCGAAGCACAACUUCGACCUCGUCAAGAAGUACGGCGCCGAUGAGGUGUUCGACUACCAUGACGGCGACAAGGCGAUCGAGGGCAUCAAGAAGGUGACCGGCGGCGGCGUCACGCGCGCCAUGGACUGCAUCUCGCUCGCGGACACGGCCACCUUCACGGCCAAGUGCUUCAAGGAGCAGGGCGGCCAGGCCAACUUCCUCCUCGCCAUCCCGCAGGAGGUUCAGGCCAAGUUCCCCAACAUCAAGUUUGUCACCACCAUGCUCUACGGCGCGUACGGUAUCCCCUACUCCAUGGGCCCCCGUGAUGGAAAGCAGAUCCACGUCCCCGCCGACCCCGGACUUAGGAAGUGGUUCGAGGAGCUCCAGGCCAAGACCCCCGGAUACAUCGAGGAGGGCCUCUUCAAGCCCCCUCCCUUCAAGGUCCGCAAUGGCCUUGAGAACAUCAGCGCCGGCCUCAAGGAGAUGCAGGACGGAAAGGUCUCGGGCGAGAGGCUCGUGUACAAGAUCUAG